GGCAAGGCCCACUUGUUUGGUUAAGCCAAAGAUCUAGCUGCACCUGUGUGCAGUCUCCUGGACAAGGCAAGUGUUGUGAGACUUCGGAAGAACUCGUUGUUAUAGAAAUAUAGCUGUAGACUGUGCCUCAGCUCUGACAGCUGCUGAGAAGCCAGCAAGCACAAGAGGAGAAAAGCAGGAAGGAGGUGGUCCUGUUGUAGAAGAUGAGCAGCACCAGUACGAGAUCCAACUGCCUGACUCAGCCAGUAGUUAAGAGUGUACUGGUGUAUCGAAAUGGAGACCCCUUCUUUGCUGGACGCAGAGUGGUCAUCCAUGAGAAGAAGGUGUCCAGUUUUGACGUCUUUCUGAAAGAAGUGACAGGUGGGGUACAGGCACCCUUUGGAGCUGUCCGAAACAUCUAUACCCCUCGGGCAGGCCACCGAAUCCGGAAGCUAGACCAGAUUCAGAGUGGGGGGAACUACGUGGCAGGGGGCCUGGAAGCCUUCAAGAAACUCAACUACUUGGAUAUAGGAGAACCAAAGAAGAGGUCAAUGGAAGUUAAUUCAGAGGUAAUACUAUCAUAUUCAAAAAAUUUUAAGUCUUAA
Molecule: messenger RNA, 584 nt
Organism: Gracilinanus agilis (Agile Gracile Mouse Opossum)
Lineage: Eukaryota; Metazoa; Chordata; Mammalia; Didelphimorphia; Didelphidae
Product: doublecortin domain-containing protein 2-like
Exons: 3
Coding region: 204-584 (126 amino acids)
Biological process (GO): intracellular signal transduction; dendrite morphogenesis; cilium assembly
Cellular component (GO): microtubule; axoneme; microtubule organizing center
Source: RefSeq, a predicted model, not a curated record